Messenger RNA from Plectropomus leopardus (leopard coralgrouper), 3422 nucleotides. RefSeq names its product ubiquitin conjugating enzyme E2 D4 (gene ube2d4). Lineage: Eukaryota; Metazoa; Chordata; Actinopteri; Perciformes; Serranidae. The record is from RefSeq and is a predicted model, not a curated record.
CCAAGAGACAGCAAACCGAGAGACAGCAAAAUAUCUCGUUGUCCAGUUUCAACUGCAAGCGACAGAGAGAUCAAGAUUUGACACAUUUGACGCUUAGAUUUAACUACAAAUCAAAAGCCCCGAGCCUGCUUUAUGCCAUACGCGAUUUCCUGACUAUACGUUAAGAUAGAUUUAGAAGUACGCGGCCACAGAAGCCAAAUUUUAUGUGUGAAGUGCUAACUGUUAGCUGACAGGCUACAUAGCAUAGCCAUUGAUGCAAUGGCGUUGAAAAGAAUUCAGAAGGAGCUUUCAGACCUACAAAGGGACCCACCAGCUCAGUGCUCUGCUGGACCAGUUGGAGAUGAUUUGUUUCAUUGGCAGGCAACAAUAAUGGGUCCGAGUGACAGCCCAUAUCAGAGCGGAGUGUUUUUCCUCACUAUUCACUUCCCGACAGACUACCCCUUCAAACCACCCAAAGUUGCAUUCACCACAAAAAUAUACCACCCUAAUAUCAACAGCAAUGGAAGUAUUUGCCUGGAUAUACUGAGAUCGCAAUGGUCACCUGCACUUACAGUAUCAAAAGUAUUAUUGUCUAUCUGCUCUCUGCUUUGUGAUCCAAACCCGGACGACCCACUGGUACCAGAGAUUGCCCAUACAUACAAGGCUGACAGGGAAAAGUACAACAAAUCAGCAAGAGAAUGGACACAGAAGUAUGCAAUGUGAGAAUGCCAGGGAGAUCGAAAUACAAAUGAGAACAAAAGAAACACCUUUGAUUUGUAACUUGAGGCAAAUGAGCAACAGAGGGGGAGAAAAAAAAACUAGACAACAGCCCAUCUUUUGGAGCAGGAAGCGAUACAAUGAGGUACAGUGCCACCUGGCUUUCCAUGUGCUGAGCUGCUACCAUGUGCUGUCCUUCAUGACUUGUAUGGAUCUGCUGAGCAGGAUCCGAUGGGCUCCUUAAAGCACUCCCAUAUGGAAUACCGGAAACUCUUCACAGUCCAUACCGCCACACUCAGACUUUAAACUGUUACUCCUGCUAUCGUGAUUAUCACCGUCAUUGUUGCUAUUCAUACGUAUCAUUUUAACCGUCAAUGACUCAUAUUGUUGUGCUACUCAAAAAGCGAAAUGGUUGAUUUAUUUAGGAGAUCAGCUCUCCCUUCAUUUCAGAGGUACUGUCUGUGUCCCACUGGAUGUCUUGUUAUUACUGUAUUUCCAUGUAUUUAGUGGCCUUUCUGUGUUAUUAUUUUCGGUAUAUGUGCAAUUGAGGCAGAAUCUUCCCUGUUCAACACGAAAUGGUGCGGUGCCAUUACCAGCAGCUGAUCUGUUGGCACAUACUGUCUCCACCCCGAAACAAUGUGAAAGAUGCAAAGAAGGAUUGAUCUCUUAUCACCCACUGCAUUUUUAAAUUGCAACCGUAUUUCGUGAUUUUGAGGACACUGGAGAGCUGCUGUUAAGAGCUAGCUGGCCCUUGCCUCAUUGUUGUGGAGCUCCAUGGGGAGAAUGUCAACUUCCAUUUUUCUCACACAUGCUGUCAUUGCCCCUAUAUCCAGUAGAAGUUACCACCCAUGGCUGGUGUCCAUAGUGCACAAAAUACUACUGUUGUUUGACUUGUUGUAUAGCUGUGAACACAGCUACUCUUUGGCAUAUAGCUGAGCUGUGUGCCACCUCCUCAGUACAGUUACUCAGGUAUCUAACCAAAUCAUCAGCCUUUUACCUGCAGUGACCCAUGGUGAGAAAAAUGACCAGGUCCCAUAUCAUCAGGCUUCUAAAACAGUUCACUGGUUUGUUCAUUUAAAAGAAAAUGCUUCCUAAAGAGGCAAAAUGAUCAAAGACCGAUCACUCCUGAGGUUCUUCAUGCAUACAGGCACUGACGGUCUGUGUUGCACAAAAAUAUGCUGUCACAUAAGUACUGUCAUCAUGUCACAGAGAGGUUUAUUUGUUUCAUUAUUCCUCUCGAGUUCUUUUCAUUAGCGUCUCCAUUUAUUUUUGAGCAACACUUGGAUGUGAACAGCUUUUAAAAUGAUGCUGUUAAACAUGUACUUGCUACUGUUUUUCUAAAAUGAAAAGGCCUUGUUAGUGUCACUUGUUCUCAAAAUGGGAAAUCAAACAGACUUGACAUUUUUCUGAAUCUAGUCAUUUCAAGUCAUGUGCAUCUUGUUACUUGAGGUAAGUAAACAUAGCUGCCAUGACGAUUUGAGCUGCUUUAAAUAUCAAGUGAUGUGAAGUAUGUCAGCUUUUGUUUGUGUUAUUACUCGGUUCUGCAAAGGUUUUGUUUUGGGAUUAAUAAUCCAGACUGACAGUAAAAAAGGUUUGUCUAGGUGAUGCGUUUGUGACCUUUUGUAUCUUUGAAAGCUCUAGUAAUAGGUGUUUUGGUUUUUCUUUCCAUUCAUGUCACCGGAACUGAACAAGAUUGUGAUGUGUCAUGAUGUAAUAUUGGUUUUAAUAUAAUCCAUUGUAACUGUUGGAUAAAGUAGGUAAGAAAUGCUAUAAUUGUUUUUUGUUUUGUUUUGUUAGACAUGGCUCAUAAUGUGCUGAUGCUGCCAAUAUAAAGGGAAGUAUUUGGUGUUUGAAAGGGGAAAGAAUUUUGCUUUUGAGGGCAUUAUUGGGUGCAUUCAUCCACAAAGGUCCAUACUAAAGCAUGAACAUGUAGAGGCUUUGAUUGUAGAAUUAACACCAUGGUUUAGGCGCCAAAUAUAGAUUUACGUGUUAGCUGCUGUAGAGAAAAUUGUCAAAACCAGUUCUCCUGAAACACAGUAUACACUAAAAGGAUUUGAAAAUAUAUCCUCAAAAUUCAGUGAAACUCCUUCUGCCGCCAGACCACAAUUGAAAAUGACUUGUGUGUAAUAGUACUAGUUCAAAUUGUGUGUGCAUUGUUGUUUGUUCAUCUGGCUAUUUAUUUAUUUGAAAGCAGAGUAUCUUCCAACUGUACGAUUGAAUGCAGCCUCGAUUCAUCAUGUGAGUGGUGCGACAUUGACCUCCUUUGUCCAGUGUGCUCAAUAGAGUUUAUAUAGGCAGCUUGGCAUGCUUUGCACUCUGGAGAACCUUCUCACAGCCAUUUGCCAGAUAUCAGGGAUUUCGUUACAAUUCAUCCGCCUAACACCUCCGACUAAAAAUUUUAGCCUUAACCGUCAUUUUGUAUAUAUAGAGAGAACAUUAAUUUGUCAUAAACUGUAAAUUUGCUAUCAGGGCUGUAUUCCCCAAAUGGGUGAUUCAUUUCAUCAGUAGAUAAUGGAAACCUGCUUGAACAGUACCAAUAUUUUUGUUGAAAAUUUCAGCCUGGCUUUCUCCAAAUGCAGGACCAGCCUUCAUGCAUCUUAAAAAAAAAUUGGAAUAUGUGUGCUUGAAAUGCCACCAUGAACAUCCACUUGUCCUCACAUAGCCUACACAAGAUAACUAUUGACCUUGUCAUAACAUAUGAAUAAAGAUCAUCUUGGUUUACCAUU